CUCUUGUCCAAUAUCGAACUCUUUUUUUUUUCUCAUCGCUCGAUCACACGGGAGGUUUCUACCGCCCGUUGUUUCAAAUCCCGCAGAAAAAAACAUCGGAGUGAGGAUCAUCAUUGUGAUCUUUUCAGACAACAAGUUUCACAUCUUCAAAGCAUUCUCACAGUAGAAUUUAAAAUGGCAGCAAAUGGAUCAAGUAACGGGGCUCCGCGGCCUCGCAAUCCUCUCAGACAUGGCAUCUACUCACCAGUCAUGACUUUCUUCAAUCCGGAUACCGAAGACGUUGACAUUCCUACAUGUCGGAAACAUGUGGUCAGGCUAUGCGAGGCCGGACUACAAGGAAUCAUCGUCAUGGGCUCCAACGGCGAAGCGGUUCACCUUAGCAAAGAAGAAAAAGUGCUCAUCACACGAGAGACGCGCGCCGCACUUGAUGAGGCCGGUUUCUCUCACAUACCUGUCAUCGUUGGCGCAAGCGAGAAUUCAAUUAGAGGCACGGUUGAACUUUGUGAAGAACUUGCCGCAGCUGGAGGCGAAUAUGCCCUGCUUGUUUGUCCAUCCUACUACAGGUAUGCCAUGGAUGAGGACGCGCUGUAUGAAUACUUCACCUCUGUAGCAAGUGGAUCGCCAAUCCCAAUCAUCUUGUACAACUAUCCUGGAGCCGUUGCUGGCAUCGAUAUGGACUCGGACUUCCUGAUCAAAGUUUCCAAACAUCCGAACAUCAUUGGCACGAAAUUUACCUGUGGAAAUACAGGGAAGCUUACGCGCGUGGCACAGGCAACCAACGCGGUGACCCCUGCGUCUCAGGGUUCUGGUUACAUGGCCUUUGGUGGCAUGGCCGACUUCACUGUUCAAACCGCAGCUAGCGGCGGAAGCGGUAUCAUCGCUGGCGGUGCAAAUGUGCUGCCAAAGACGUGCGUCAAAGUGUGGAAUCUAUGGGCUGAAGGAAAGUAUGAUGAGGCCAUCGCAUUGCAGAAGGUGCUAAGCAAGGGGGAUUGGGUUUUGACGAAGAGCGCCAUUCCUGGAACAAAAAGUGCAAUCCAGAGCUACUUCGGAUAUGGCGGCUAUCCAAGGCGACCUCUGAAGCGACUAUCCGACGAGAAGGCCAAGGCUGUUGCAGAUGGAAUUGCCGAAGUCAUGGCGGUGGAGAAGAGUCUUUAGGAACAGGUUUCCUGAUGGCUGAAAAUGGCAUGAAAAUUACGUGCAGCAUUAGGUAGAAUAGACAGUACGUGACAAGAGCAAUCCACGUGAACCUGUUUCUUCUCGUUCAAAUAGUAUAUCGAAACGGGAGUGUGAAACCACUUAGAAAGUGAUCUUCGGAGGUAAAAGAGUCUAAGUUUAGAGCUCGCAUAGCUAAGCCAACAUGAUGACUUUGGUUUUGAAUUAGAAUGAGGUUAAGCCGGACAACGUUAACUAGUGCUAAUGGAAGAAUUCAGCUCAAGG
Molecule: messenger RNA, 1437 nt
Organism: Verruconis gallopava
Lineage: Eukaryota; Fungi; Ascomycota; Dothideomycetes; Venturiales; Sympoventuriaceae
Exons: 1
Coding region: 175-1155 (326 amino acids)
Molecular function (GO): 4-hydroxy-tetrahydrodipicolinate synthase activity
Source: RefSeq, a predicted model, not a curated record